CCAAGAUGGCGGACAUGUCCUAACCAGCUUCUCAUUGGUCCGCAGGCUUGCAGGCCCACGCCUCUUUCCCCACUAGGUUGUUCUCUGAUUGGUUCCGGUCCCGGCCCGGUUAGGAUGACUUCCGGCGAGGCGGGUUGUCACGGCAGUGACAGUGAUUGAAGACACCGAGAAAGCGAAGGGGAACUAACGGAAGCGCCGCCAUUCCUCCCCCCCCUUUCCCGACCUUCUCUACCGGAACCGGAAACCAGCUCUGCUAGGCCUCCAGGGAGGCGGAAGCUGACCCCUGACCUGCUAGGUGUGGCCCCCCCCAGCCCUGAUAAACCCCAUGCUGGCUGUAACUGUCUCCACUCCUCCAUCUCUGGCCCCUGGGGGCCAAUAAUGCAUUAACUGGUCAUAUCAGCUAAUGUCCCUUUAAAUACCCCCCCAAUUUAUUCACAUUUAUUAAACACAUUAGGAGCUGGCAGCAUCUUCUCUAUAGAGCCCCCCCAAUUAAUUUAUAAUAUAUAGAGAGAUAUUCACAUCUGCUAAUAUCCCCCCUAACACCCCCUCCCCAGAUUAUCACUCCAAUAUUUUAUUCCCUCCUAUACUUGGUCAUAGGAUCUACCUGUAUCUUGUCUGGAUUGUUUACCUACCCCUCCAGAGUCCCUUUUUAAAUUAUAUUUUAUAUUGCUGUAGAUUCAUAUCUGCCAAUAAUAUAUUGAUGCCAACAUCUUCCAAUUUUCAUUUUAAUAGCAUUGUAUGCUAUUUCACUUUUUAUAGUACACCCCAUAUGAGACCCAUAUUCCCUCCUGCUCCCCUUAGUUUCAAUUCAGGUAUGGGGAGGCCUUUAUAGCAGGCAUUUUGUUUGGGGGCAGUUUAGGGAAACUUAUUAUUUAUUUGCUCCUUUCAAGGGGUAAUAAAAUUACAGAGAGGGGAGUUUUCUUGGAUUUUUUUUUUUUUUUUUAAAUUUUAUUUACAAAGUGACCUCAUUUUUAAUAUCGCUCAUUGAUAAGAUCUCUCAUUGUAGGCAUAUCUGUUACAUAUGCAUUUUUUUUUGAAUUUUUUUUUUUUUAGUACGAGUUAUUUCAACAAAUUUAAAGUAGUGGGUGUCUAAAACUAGAAUUUUGCUUACCAUUGCUGGGGUGAGUAAGGGAGACAGGCUGCUUCUUUUGCCUAUUACUUACAUGGGGGUUAAGUAUCUCAGCAGCUUGGCUGUGUGACAUGACCCUGGGACAGAACAGUGGCACAAAGUGACCAGGAGGCAGCCGUGCCAAAACAUGGUGAGUUAUAAAGUGUUUUUCUUGCAAUGUUACUUGUAAUGGCAUUUCAGUGACUGGUAGCAUCCGUUAAAUAGGUGCAAAACAGUUUGUUUAUAACAGGAUGACCAUUUUACAGUGGAGAGGGCCGUACAGCUUUUUUCAGGUAACACACUCUUAACAAAUACAAAAAAAAGAGGAAACUUCCUCCUGCAGGUACGAAAUUAAUUUUCUGCCAUUUUUAUAGUUUGACUAUUUAAGCCUAAAUUUUGCAAGUCCCGUUAAUAAACCAGUAAGUGAAUUGUGUAUAAUAGCCCUGUACCUUUAAGGUACAAUUACUGGGUCAAUCAGUGCAUGUUUCUGGGGUCAGGAGUGCAUUCUUAAUGACCAAUAACUGUAAAUUUGACUUAUUGUUUUAAUUCAAGUUUUGUAUUGCAGGCUUUAUUGUAAGUGUUCUUUUGGGUUUGAAAUCAAUGUUUUUAAAACAAAUAAUAUUUACCAUCGGUCUGUCUACAGGCAUCUGAGGAGGCUUCGUUGCGAGCUCUGGAGAGUCUGAUGAGUGAAUUUUUUCACACUGGCACGACCAAUGAGCGUAAAAGAGAAAUAGGUGAGUGAAGCAGAAGCACAAGUAGUAGAAAUGGGGGCUCUUGCAGAGUUGGCAUACCUGAAACUAUAGGAAAACUGCGAGCAUUAACAUGAAACUUGGUGUGACUGAACCCAUAUGCAUUCUAGAAUCUGUUGGUGUUAGGAGCACCUUGUCAAGCUUUGAUCUAGUGUUUUUUUGUUUUUGUUUUUAAACAAAAUCUGAUUGUUGGCAAUAAUGGUAGAAGGGCCUCUGGAACUAUACUAAAACUUGUCUUGUGGACAUGCCUUGCGGACAGGAAGGAUUUUACGCUGUUAGAUAUGCCUGAAUUUAUAGAUAAGCAGUUAUAAAACCUUGCUUGCUUACUGCACCAUUACAGCGAGCUGUAUUAUUUAUGGUGCUUAGUGUUCCUUAAUUGAACACUCAAUGCUCUAUAUCCACCUCAGUGUUCUGGUCCUCCCCCAGUGUUUUUAGAACGGUUUGACAUCUUGCCUUGCUUUUGCUGGGAGCCACUACCUCUGUCAGAGAGCUAAACCCAACAGUGCGGUGCUUGGCUAAUUAGCUGAGAGUAGUCUGCUGACCCUCUCAGUCAAGGGGUAGCCAAUGGAAGUUCCUAAAUAGAAGCUUCUGGUUAUUUGGCUGAGAUUGUGCAGGCGGGGAGCAGCUCCUGGCAAAUCCAAGGUGAUCAAAACACUCUAAAAUGGUUUAGCACCUUACACCGGGGCACUCUUGGAACCAUAACCACUACAGCUUGCUGUAGUGGUUAUGUUGAGUUUCAUAUUUCUUUUUAUGGGUGCCAAAAGUGAUCCGGUGGUGCAAAUACAGCAAGCUUGUUUCUGUUAAGAUCCGGAUGUCUAAAAGCUCAUGUAAGUCAGUAUUUUGUGUGUGUGUGUGUAUAUAUAUAUAUAUAUAUAUAUAUAUAUAUAUAUAUAUAUAUAUAUAUAUAUAUAUAUAUAUAUAUAUAUAUAUAUAAUAUAUAUAUUUUUUUUUUUCUUUCAAUACUUAAAUAAUUUGUGGUCUUUUUUUAAUUCUUCACCUUUUGUCCAUUUACCGAUGUCAUCGCAGGCCUUGGCAUCUGCUUUCUCUACAUACCGUAUGUUGAAUUCAUGACUCAUCACUUUUUUGUGUUGCUCACCGUGGGCUGUAACAGUUGUAGGCAGUGGGCAUUUUCUUGCUUGUUAAAAAAAAAAAACACCUUUUGUAUAACCUUCAGCACAAUGAUGAAGCAACUGAUUGUCUUCUGAUGUUCUGUCCAUUCACUUGUUAUUGGCUGAAGGCAGCGUUUUGUUGUUGCUUCUAAAGAGAAAAGGCUAAAAAUAUAUAUGUCAGCCAUUCAAACUUGCCCAAAUCCUACUUCAGUUUGCACUCUUUCAAUUUUGCAUCUUCUUAAAGGAAUGAUCAUGGCAAAAGCAAAACGUUUGUGCAUUUGUUUUUUUGGUUCAUAUUUAUGCAAUAUUUCUCCCUGUACAAAUCUCCUUAGUUUUGCAAAAACCUUGCCCCAUAGUCAGAUUCUCUUUUUUAAUGAUUGAAAGGUAAGCAGCUUAUCUCAGCCAAUGAAAGAUCAGUUGAACUGCUGGCUUCACCCUACCCCAGAGCCAAUCACUGUCCAGUGGAGUGAUGUCAGCAACAUGGCGCACACUGAUCUCUCACUAGCAGGGUAUGUACCCAGAGUACAUCUAAUAAGGAAGUUGAUUUGUGAAAAGAGGAGCCAUUGCUAAGGGGGUGGAGUUGAAUGUAGAAUCAUAUGUAUUUUGUUGUUUUUAGUAAAAGAAAAAUGAAUGUGGGGAAAAAUGCAGUAUAAAGAUGAGUAGAAAGUUACUGAUAUUUGGAAGUGUGCUUUUAAGGGGACACAAUGCGCUUCACAAGCCCAUAUGUCCCUUGGAUAAGUUUUAUAUUGCUUGGAGUUUCCGGUACCCCUAUCCUUGAUCCAGCUGCUUAUCAGUGCAGCUCCAUUCCCACCUACCUCUACAUUGUAACUUCACUUGGGGAGCCCGCCCUUGUACUGCUAUUCAAAGCUUUUGCAAAGGUUACAGACUCCCUUGUUUCUCUCUGUGAGAGCCUUUGUAGCAGCUAUAAGCAUACACAGCUGUAACUAAGUUGUCAUUAGCAGUGGCAUUUGUUAGCUUGCCAAGUACUUUUUCGUAGGUUGUUUGUCGUGAUUCUAUUUGUUUUUCACUUAAAAAAAAAAAAAAAAGGGGUAGUUUCCCACAAUUGUCACUGACAGCUGUAGGGGAAUGUUCUAUGGAGGGUCUCGCUGGAUCUUCCCUAGACCUCCGUGUUGUACCCUCGUGCAUGCACGAGAACAACACUACAACGGGCUCCUGACCGAUAAAACAUCAGGAGCUGAAGAGAACCAGCAGGGAGACUAUGGCAGCAGCCCUGAUGGACCGGUUCACGUAAGUAAAACUCACCUUACUUUUGCACCCUAUGGUCACUAUGGGGAUCUUUAAAAACCGAGACAAAUAUUUAACAAAUUAGAGAAAAAAACCUCUGUGUAUUUAUUGGUAACAAAGAAAUUACAUAGGUCUGUGUCUGUGCCCAAAAACAUGGCACUGCCAGCAAUGACCGAAAACAAUCCUGUUCGCUGUAGUAAAUCUAUAGUAAGUUAUUUUUGCUUAUCAGAGUAUCUGCCAUCUUGUACGCAUGUUCACACCAUCUUUCCUCCUUGUUCACACUGUCUCUCUCUUUCCUCCUUGUUCAGAGUCGCUCCUGAAUAACUUUGCUCAGCAACUUGGAGCAUGGAGGUUCUGUUUCUAUUUCCUGUCCAGCUCACACAGUGACUAUGUCUUAAUGUACAGCCUCAGCGUUUUUGAGGUAAGUGAUUCCAUUUCGGACAGCCCAGAAGCUACUCAUUCCAUUUAAGCACUUUUUGGACUAUUUGACAACUGCUUUUUGUAUUUUUUUUAUAUAUAUAUACGUCUUGGCAGUUGGGGUUGUAAAUGUUGCCUGUCUUUUUGUUAAAUUCUAAAAACUUCAUAGCUUAGCGUUGGAAUUGGCAGCCAUGAGAUUAGUCACAUGGUUUAUCUGGGUAAGUCAUGUAUUAAUGUUGUGAUAAGUGCCAUUGCUGGAUCUCACUCUCGGUGCACAGUCAGGGCUCAGGGCCUGUAUAAAGUUUCCAGAAUUUAGUAUAUAUUGUUUUUUAUUUAUUUAUUUAUUUAUUUGUGUUCUUUUAGAACCUGAUCAAUAAGAUGUGGUUGGGGGUUCCUUCCGAGGAGAAGAUGGAGAUCCGUAGCUCCCUGCCCAAACUUCUGCUUGCUCAGCACAAAACUCUUCCCAGCUUCAUCUGCAACAAGCUGUGCAAGGUGAUUGUGGACAUGGGAAGGCAGGACUGGCCCAUGUUCUACCAUGACUUUUUCACCAACAUUUUGCAGGUGAGCUUUGACAGUGGAAUGACAAGAGUGGGCCAGUUAUCUCUGCAACCCUUCUUUACUCUCUCUGUCUCUGAACAUGUACAGCUUAUCCAGACACCCAGCACUGCCCCUCUUGGACUCAUCAUGCUGAAAACUGCAUCUGAGGAAUUGGCCUGUCCCAGAGAGGACCUCAGUGUGACCAGGAAAGAAGAGCUGCGAAAACUAUUACUAGAGCAAGUGCCAACUGUUCUCGGGCUUCUUACAGGUAACCACAUGGGACCUUGGCUGGGCUCAGUUACACUAUAUUGGCCAUAUUGUGUUAAGCCCACCACUACAUCACAGUAUCCCAAUAUUGGUGGGUCUCACACUAAUGUUAGCAUGGGAGAUUAACAUGCUAACUGCAAUAUGUACUGCUUAAACUGCUUCCAAAUGCUCUCUCAAUCUGUAUUUUCAUGUAGUCCCCUCCAAAGGGGCACCCAUAGUGGAUAGAUGGGCUACUCGACCCAAUAGGAAUAUGGUCUGGAUUCCAAAUCUACACAGGAAAAUGGGGGUUGCAUAUGGUGUAACUGAAUCCCCAUUGUUGUUUGCUAAGACAGGUUAUUUUAAGUAGCUUUGUAAAAUGUAAAACAGAUUUAUUUAAAUGUUUUGCUUUUUUUUUGUGUGUGUGUGUGUGCACUGUUCUCUAAUCUGUGUUUUGUAUAUAUUUUGGUCUUUACGGCAGCACCACUAUUCAGAAAUGUAUCUUCUGAGAGUUUACCCCAAUUCACCUUUUUACCUUGGCUGGGCUCUGUCACGAAUCUUUGUGUGUUAACAGAGGAAAAAGAAAACACAAACUCUGCAACUCCUUACUGACAAUGUUUGUUUAUUAUACCAUCUGCGAUGUAGACCCAACAAUGCCCCCUGUUAACUGACAUCUUGAUAGUCACUUCAUUGAGGGUGGAAAGAAUGCUAAAUCUUUGGGGUGGAUCAACCGGAAUCAUGAUCACUAUUACCCUAAUUUUAAUUUCUCUUCCUUUCCUUUACAUGUGGCUUCAUUCACUGUAAAUUAAUUUAUUUCCCCCCCCCACAGGUGUCCUGGAGAGUAUUUGGGAUAAGCACAGCGUUACUGCGGCAACUCCCCCUCCCUCUCCCACUGCAUCAGAUGCUGGUGAGCUGGCUGUUAAAUGCCGCAUUAACACAGGCAUAUAACAUAUAUAAAUAAAAAAGAAAUGAUGGCUCCUAACACUUAUUGCAUGAGUUCAUUUAAAAAUCACAUUGCUGCUGUUCUUGUUUUCCUUCCUGCUUUUUAAUAAAGGCUUCUUCUCUUUUGUUUCUCUGUCACUGUGUGUACUUUUGGUAGUGUGACCUAGCCUGAGAAAUGUAACUUCAUGCUUGUAUUCAUUCGAUCCAACCAACAAUUAUCAUAUAGCCAUUUUUUAAUAUUUUAAUUAUUUUCCAGUUGUCUGUAAACUGACUUUCUUUGAGCGUGUAAUGUAGUUUUUGUGUUUUCAAGUUUCUUUUUCUAUGUGUGUGCUGUCUAAUGCAUGUCUUCCUGUGUGAUGCUUGAAGACAUGCUGCGUAUGUCAUUUCGUCUUUAGAUAAGUGUGUAUGUUGCAUACUUCCUUCCUGUCAGAAAGAGCUUAUGGUUUCUUUUUUGCAACACAGCUGAAUGUCUUCAUUGUCUGGGGUGCAUGCAAUGUGGCUUGAUCUAUGGCCAGAAAAAGGGUUAAAGUGGAUAUAUCUCUCAAAUACAUCUACGUUCACACAGCAUUUUAAUGUUUUAACCUUUUGCUUCCAGGACAGUUUGUUAAAGCACGAUUUGUCAGGAAAUAAAACUUUUUAGUCCAGGGUUGGACGUAUUAUCCAGCUUAACUAUUCUGGCCUUUUGAAAUCUUUGACUUCUCACAAUUCAAGAUUUAGUGAACAUCCCUACUUUAAAUGCUCUUUCACAUGUUAAAAAGCAAAGAAUAAAAUCCUUAUCUCAAAAGGGAAAGAUGUCCUAAUGAGAGUAUUCAAACUGCUCUGUUUCUUUUCUCGGUUUUGGCACAUUUUGCUAUGACCCAUGUAACCUGACAUGAGUGGUCUGCGAAGGCCAUGGGAAUAUACUUUAUCUGAAGUUCAGCGUGUUGGAUACUGCGAUCUGUCACGAGAAGUCAAUCUCCUGGUACUUGAUCGGGCAGGACCCGGCGUCCUUGCUUGUUUUCUUGCUUAUGCGUGUGAAUACAACACUGCGAUCUAUGGAAACCUAUGUAGAACUACUUGCACGAUGCUUUGGAAGAUGAAUUACCCACUGAAGUCACUCUCCAAGAGCCCAUUCACUAAAGUGCAUUUCAUAUUUAGAGCCAGAAGCUGAAUCGAGAACUAACUUAGAGACGGUUUCUAGUUUGGCUUUUUUUUUUUUUUUUUGCCUUAAAUUCACUUGGAAUUCUCACUUUAGUAAAUAACUCUGUCAGCCAUCUCUAUGUGUGUUUCCCAUCUACUUGUUUUCUGUUUAAUAAUUUAUUUUAUUGUAUAUUUCAUUUCAGAUGACCUCCUCAGUAACCUUGUUCACACACCCAGCCUGGCAAAGCAACUGAGCCAACCUUCUCCAAGCCUUGAGGCAGAGAGUGAACGAGUCUGUGCCCUGGCUCUCGAAUGUCUCUCACACCUCUUCAGCUGGAUCCCCCUUUCUGCCAGCAUCACCCCAUCCCUACUUACAACAAUCUUCCACUUUGCACGUCUAGGCUGUGAUGUCCGAUCACGACGGACCUCAAACACUGCCACCACCAACUCCACCUCUGUGACUCUUAAUGGGGGCAGUAGCAGCCCCCCUCUGCCCUCCAUAUUGCCCACGUCCCAGCGAGACUGCGAUAAGUUGGGGGUAUUGGCAAUGUCUUGUAUUAAUGAGCUGAUGUGCAAGAACUGUGUUCCACUGGAGUUCCAGGAAUAUUUGCUACGUGUGUGCCAGCAGACUUUCUACCUCCUGCAGAGGAUAACCCGGGAGACAAAUGCCCAUAGCAUUCGCAAUCGGCUGGAGGAGCUUGACGAGAGGUGAUGCCUUGUUUUCCCCCUACAAUAACUGCAGCUGUGCUGGGCUGAGUAGAAAAGGAAAUCAAAACAUUUGACUACCAAGAGGGGGAACUGUCUAGGUCCAUUACUGGAGAUCCUCCUUUGGAAGGAGAAGUUUAGUUGUUUAUGUUCAUCUUGAUGUUUGGGAUUAAAAUUUCAUGGAAUGCGGCAUGGUCCUAGUGUCUUCCUGGCUGUUCUGUUUGUCAGGAUUCCGUAAGGUUUCAGUUGAAACAAUAAGAGAUUAAUAAUACAUCCUCCAUCUUCCUCACAUCCUGUUCAGUUCAGCUACUUGAUUUGGGUUUAUGUUAAUGUAAAUAACUCUAGCUCUCUGUGGUCAUUCUAAUCAUUGUCAUUACAGUUACGUGGAAAAGUUCACAGAUUUCCUGCGGCUCUUUGUCAGCGUCCACUUGCGGCGGAUAGAGUGCAAUGCCCAGUUCCCCGUUGUUGAGUUCCUCUCUCUCUUGUUUAAAUAUACCUUUCACCAGGUAUGUGUGUUUAAUCUCAUUUUCUUUGUAAGCCUGCUGUAGUGCUGGACUAUCAAAUGCAGACCCUGAAUAUUCAAUGCCCCUUAUCUGUCCCUUCAGCCAACACAUGAGGGUUACCUGUCUUGUCUGGAUAUCUGGGCCUUAUUUCUGGACUACCUGACAAACAAGAUCAGGAACCGUCUAGAAGACAGAGAAGCCAUUCUCAGCAGGUGGGUGAAAAAUACAUUUUUUAAAGUGUUUAUUCCCCCUCCUUAAAACCAUGGGUAGGUAGGGGGGAAUCAUUAUCACUGGUGAUCCAGUGGGAGAACAUGCUUGUCUGAGCCCUCAGUGGGUGCAGACUGCUCAUUCCGGCCUGGGCAUGUAUCAGAGCGUUGCUAUGGUAACGCUCGGAUACAGUUAGAAGACAGAGACAAAGUAGUUCUUACUCCAGCUCUGCAUCCGAGAAGCUCCAUUGGCCAUAAAUAGGGAGGGGGGGAGGGAAGGGGAGGGGGGAGGCACCAUCCAGGGGGUUUAAUCCCCCCACCUGAAGGGUUCCCAAGCAGUCUUAGGAAGCUGAUCUAUAGCAAAUGAGCUCAGAAUAAAAAUGCUGCAAACUUUCUCAGUAAUUCCCCUUUAGUUGCUGCACACUUUUUUAAAAGUAAAGGCCGUGUGGAGAAGUAAUUUUGCCAUCAGGAAUAUUUACUAAAGUGUGAAUGUGUAGGAAUUUAAAUUAAAUAUCAAGUUUUAGGCCACAAUAGUAGAACUGAAAACCUGUUUUGGAUGCUCUUCCCAGCUUCCUCAUUACCCACUUUAGUAAAUAGUCCUGUGAGUAAAGUACAAUAUUUGAGCUAGUCACCAAACUGUUGGAAAGGUCAGAAUAGCUGAGCUGGAAACAUGGCUGACUGUAGAAUUUUCACAGAGCGGCUAUUUUGGCCUGAGCUGUAACACUUACUGGGGGAAUUCCCAAGAGUCGGCUGUUUAGUGAAGAACUCUGACCAUGUUUCAGAGGCUGUCAUCAGACAAGUUGGACACUUGUCUUCCUUUUAAACAGUCUGCCUCCAUGAACAAAGAAAAGCAAAGAACUUUCCAUAAAGUGGGUUUAUAUCUGCUGAAAAUACUUUGUUGUGUACAUAGCAUUAGAGAGGAUGUUUGUUUUGGGAUGAGUGGUGAUAUUGGUGUGGUUUUUUUAUUUAUUUUUUUGGACUGUAUAUUCUUACUUUUCUCUACUCUGUAGGUACGAGGAUGCCUUGGUACUGCUGCUCACAGAAGUGCUGAACCGAAUUCAGUUUCGAUAUAACCAGUCGCAGCUUGAAGAGUUGGACGAUGAGACGCUGGAUGAUGAUGUAAGAAUGAGGGGCCUGGGUCUUAUUAAUAAAGAGAGACAUCAGCCAUAAAGAUUGCAGAGAAAAGAAUUUGAUUGAGGAAGUGCCAGAUUUCCUAGCUUUUCAGAACAAUUUUACAAUGUCAUAUUUGCAGAUCUCCCAAUAUCUUCUUCUAAAUUGCUAUUAAAGGGACACUUAAGGCACCCAGACAACUUCAUCUCAUUGAAGUGGUCUGUGUCCACAGUCCUUGUCACAUUAACCUGGCAGCUGAAAACAUUGCAGUUUCAGAGAAAAUGUUUGUAUUGCAGGGUUAAGACUGCAUGUAAUCAUAUACACUUCUCAAAAUGGGGAGCAAACCCUUUUCCACGUGCGUCCCAUCAUUAUGUAGAAUUGGCAUGUCAGUGAUUACAUGGUAGAUCUUGCAAACAAGAUGGCCCUUUGUGUACCUAAUGGUAUGCCUAACUUUUAUUUGCCUUUUGUUUCACAGCAGCAGACAGAGUGGCAGAGAUACCUUCGUCACAGCUUGGAGGUGGUGGCCAAGAUUAUGGAGCUGCUCCCCACACAUGCCUUCUCCACUCUGGUAUUAACUGCAUCUAAAUUUUGACUCCCACAUACAGUAUCUCACAAAAGUGAGUACACCCCUCACAAUUUUAUUAUAUAUUUUCAUGUGUCAACACUGAAGAAAUGACUCCGUUACAAUGUAAAGUAGUAAGUGUACUGCCUAUAUAACAGUGUAAAUUUGCUGUCCCCUCAAAAUAACUCUACACACAGCCAUUAAUGUCUAAACCGCAACAAAAGUGGGCGUAAGGUGUCAAUACUUUGUGCUGCCACCAUUAUUUUCCAGCACUGCCUUAACCCUCAUGGGCAUGGAGUUCAGCAGAACUUUACCGGUUGCCACUGGAGUCCUCUUCCACUCCUCCAUGAUUACAUCACGGAGCUGGUGGAUGUUAGAGACCUUGCGGUCUCCCACCUUCCGUUUGAGGAUGCCCCACAGAUGCUCAAUAGGGUUUAGGUCUGGGGACAUGCUUGGCCAGUCCAUCACCUUUACCUUCAGCUUCUUUAGCAAGGCAGUGGUCGUUUUGGUGGUGUGUUUGAGGUCAUUCUCAUGUUGGAAUACUGCCCUUCCCAGUCUCUGAAGGGAGGGGUUCAUGCUCUGCUUCAGUAUGUCAGAGCACAGGUUGGCAUUCAUGGUUCCCUCAGUGAACUGUAGCACCCUAGUGCUGGCAGCACUCAUGCAGGCCCAGACAUGACACUCCCACCACCAUGCUUGACUGUAGGCAAGACACACUUUUCUUUGUACUCCUCACCUGGUUGCCGCCACACAAGCUUGACACCAUCUGAACCAAAUAAGUUUUUAAUCUGGUCUCUUCGGACCACAGGAAAUGGUUCCAGUAAUCCAUGUCCUUAGUCUGCGUGUUUUCAGCAAACUGUUUGAGGGCUUCCUUGUGAAUCUUUAGAAGAGGCUUCCUUCUGGGAGGACAGCAAUGCAGACCAAUUUGAUGCAGUGUGCGGCGUAUGGUUUGAGCACUGACAGGCUGUCGCCUCCCUCCCACCACCCACCCUUCAACCUCUGCAGCAAUGCUGGCUUGUUCUGAGUGGAACCUGUCCUGUGAAACCGCUGUAUGGUCUUGCCCAUCAUGCUGCAGCUCAGUUUUAGGGUCUUGGCAAUCUUCUCAAAGCCUAGGCCAUCUUUAUGUAGAGCAACAAUUCUUUUUUUCAGAUCCUCAGAGAGUUCUUUGCCAUGAGGUGCCAUGUUGAGCUUCCAGUGACCAGUAUAAGAGUGUGAGAGCGAUAACACCAAAUUUAACACACCUGAGACUUUGUAACAUGAACGAGUCACAUGACACCAGGGAGGGAAAAUGUCUUAUUGGGCCCAAUCUGGGCAUUUCCACUUAGGGGUGUACUCUCUUUUGUUGCCAACGGUUUAGACAUCAAUGGUUGUGUGUUGAGUUAUACUAUUUUACAGGCUGUGCACUUACUACUUUACAUUGUAGCAGAGUGUCAUUUCUUCAGUAUUGUCGCAUUAAAAGAUAUAAUAAAAUAUUUACAAAAAUGUGAGCGGUGUGCUCAAUUACUGUUACAUAAACAACUCCUUAAAGGGGCACUCCGGGUACCUAUACAUGUUUAGUGCAAUGUAUAGAUUAGAUUACAAUAUGCUGGGUUGCAUUAAUGUCGUUCUUGCAGGGUUUCCCUUUUCUUUUUUUUCUUUUUUUUUUGGGCAAGAGUUUGGGUGGCCAUUUUGAAAUUUCAUCACAAAUUGUUAAACCUUUUGUAAAGAUUAUUAAAUUCUGUUUUAACAUCAAAUUGUUAAACAUUAUUUAAUUGUUUUCAGCACACUAUAUAAGGGUAUUUCUUAUAAUGGAAUAAGACAGCCCAAAGACUGGUUCUAAUUUUUUUUUUUAAUUUUUUUUAAAUGUAUUUAGCAUUUAUUGUAAAUAUCCGUUUAACUUUCUGGCUGCAUACACAUUUUAUAUUACUUUCCGGAUGAAGUGUUUUAUGGAUUACUAAUAGAAGCCAUUCCCCAGUGUGGAGAAGAGACCUAUAACUAAAAUGCCUCCCUGCUAUAAUACGAAGGGGCUCUUUUGUCUUUAAUUGAAUUGCUAAAAGUUGAACCAUGACAUUGGCCAGCAGUACCAAAGGAUAGACUGAGAAGAGAGGAAGACUUUCACAAUUCCCUUUUGUACAUAUGAACAAUAUUAUUAUUAAAAAGUAUAUAUCCAAAACACGAAUACUUAUAUAACAGGGAGGCAAAGCGGUUGAAGUGCAUAGUCUUAUAGAGCUUCAAGUUUUCUAACCUUUGAUGCCAUAAACGUGCCCAAAGUCAGCCCAAGAACUCACAACGUCCAUAAUAGGAUUGGUUGGCCAUCUCUGGACUGUUAAAUGUACAGUCUGUUAGAUAUACAAAACUCAUUCACAUGCUUUCGCUGAGUGUGUGUCUAGGGAAAGUGUUUGUCAUCUUCAUGCAGAGUGUGGCAACUCCAAAUGUCAAUCCUGCGGAAAUGGUAGGGGCUGCAAAAGGAAGCCCCUCUAGUGGAUGAGUGAUAGCAUGUACUGGUGUCCUUGGGGACAAAUGUCAAUAUUUUUUGUUUCUCAUAAAAGACUGUGUUUACAAUUAGGAGACUGCAGGGACCAGAACACCGGUACAUUCAGGGGUUCUGGUUUUCAGAGUGUCCCUUUAAAUCCUCUGGAAAGAGUUGAGGUUAGUUGGUAUAACAAUUUGAAUGUCUUACACCGAUGGUACAUCAUAUUGAACUUUUUGAUGGUAUGAAUAAGGCCAACGUAUUCGUCAAAUUAGUUCUUAAUUCUAAUUUGCAUCCAUUGAAUUCUUGAUAAAUGGAAUGAAAGCAGUACAGUUGUCCAUUGCCUGUAAUAUCAAAGGACACGUCUUUGUUUCCAUAAUCCAUGUGAGAGACCAUGGAAAAUGCUAAUUAGGGUGGAAAUGACAGAUGAAGACCGAAAGAGACCAAUAUUUCGGGAAGUGAGAUGCCUGCAGUGUGAGACUGGGGGAAAGUUUGUGAGAGAGGGGGACUGGCAGAGGGAGAAACUAGGGAGCUGAAAGAUGGCAAAAAGAGACUGAAAGGCUAGGUGGAAUACAUGAGGGUGACAGAGUGCUGAAGAUCUUUACAUGGACCAUGCAGAGAAGUUAUUUUUAAUGCUCCAUAGAGUUACUAUAAAAAUUAAACAAAUGGAAAAGUGUUGUGAUCCCUCUCUUGCCCUGCUUGCUGCUGUGCUGGACUGCCUUCAUUUAUGGUACAUGUGUGUGUGUUGUAAAGUUUACCCCUGGCCCCUGCAUGUCUAUGGGCCAGUAAAGAUGAAUUUUUCACACAGUGCUGUACUACCGGAGGUCUUAUACCCCCAGUAUGGAAUAGGCUUAAAAGUCUCUUUGCCUUUAUCUUUAGUAAUUAAAACUCUGUCCUGAUCCAAACCCAUUAUCGUUGACUGCUUGGAAAUGGAUUAGAUGAAGACAUUACCGACUGCUUGGAAAUUGUAUUUAUUUUCCUUCCAUUACAGCUUUUUGGGCAGGUGCGCUUUUUAUUCCUUUGGAAAAAUCGAAUCUCCUUACCCACGCUUUGUCUAACUUGUAUGGAAUAACAAUUUGAUAAAUGUCAGUCCGCUUCUAGUAACUUAGGAGUCAGCACUUUGCGUUCCUCUGACCUUUCCAGGACUUGCUAUAAAUCAUGGAUAAACUCUGGCCUCAGAAGAUCUGUUCGUCAUACAUAGGGAUUACAAUUUAUACUGUAACCGUGUGUGGUUCCCUUAUUUACCACUAUAAUGUCUUAAAGCAUAGAACUUAGUAGGGCUAACCAUACAGAUAUCUUAGCCAUAAUUUUAUAUAGUUAGUAAGAGAUCCUCUAUUUACCAUAUAUAAAUAAUAAGCAUUGUCUUGAAAGCAAGAUUGUCUUUUUGGAUAUUUAUUAUAUAAAAAUUUAAAUAUAAAAUCCAUUAUAGCAGAGUUUAUAAGAUUAAAUUACAUGCUUGCAAAUAUCAUUAAUAGGUUAACAUACCCUUCUGAACAUGUCAUCAUGUCAGCCUCUCUGUCAUUUUAAGAUGGAGCAGCGUCUGUCUCCAAGUCUCUCCUCUGUGUCUUAACAUUUAAAAGUACACCUAUUUAUACCUUAGGUGUCUCCAUUUUAAGGUUACCGUAGUUCAUAUUUAUUAUAUGAAAAAGUAACACUCUUUUACUUUAUUCAAUUUAGGACCUCCCUUAAUUUGGCAAACAUACAAGGCCAUAACUAAAGGGUGCAUACGUCAUGGAAAUUUUCCUGACUUAGUUCAAGAUGGCAUCUUAAAGUCUGAAUAGGUUAUCUGUUGUUUAUACUAAGUCGUAAGUGUACAGUCGUGGGAGAUUCCCGGAUUUGGGGAAGUUCCAUUAACUUGGGGUUACCACAGUAUAUUGUGUACUGCAAGAGUCGUAGCAUAGCCUUGAAGCUUGUUUAUGCAUUAUUGUUAUUGUAAUUCGUCUGGGACAAAAUGGCGCAAACAUAUUAUGCACUGAGGUUAUUACUUAAAGAAACAGUUAUGAAAAACAAUGUUCCAUUUCUAACACCUUGUCAGUUUGCAAUAUCUCUUAAAGACAAAGUACACAGUUUAAGAAAUACAACAUUUCAUUCUAAAACUUGUAAUAUUUACAUUUGCCCAUAUCAAUACCCUACAGUAUGAUUGUCCCCUUUGGAGACUAUUCAUAUCAUGAGACGAUUGAUCUAGCUCCUGCAGAGAGUUUGUGAAAGGGGGGCUCCAGGCUGGUAGUUGAAGUCUCACUUUAUGGCAAUCAGGGGGAUUAAUGAUCAGUGUUGCUGUUAAUACUAAUAUCUAUUUGGCCUUAAGAUAUGGGUGAAAAUCAUUUAAUUUUUAAAUGUUUGAUUUAGGCUGGCUUAUGCAGUUGCGCCUGGAAACAAUAUAUAUUUUGGAUGGGAUGGGAUCUAAGCCCUUUGGUGAUCUUUUAUGCAUGUUGGGGUAAUAGGAAUACUUCUACUGAAAAGUUGGGCAUAUUACCCACUGAAUGGGUGAAUCUCUGGGUCACCCCUACGUGAUGCCAAACUGUUGGGGAAGGCCAGGUUUAAAGAGUUAUUGCUCAAGGGGCUGACUUUCCAGUGAAAGAAUGAUUUGUUCAGGAAAGAGCAGAAAAACGCUUUGCAAUUUUAAAGUGACAAUACAGGUACCAGAACCACUACAGCUUAAUUUGGUGUUUCUGGGGUAAAGAGCCAGUCUCUAGGCUGAGCAGUGUAAACGCUGCCUUGGCUGACAAAAAGUAGUGUUUUAUAAUGCCACCUCUCCUGGCUGUCACUCUGAAAGCCACCAGAAGGACUUCCUAGUUUCUGCCCUGUAAAGAAUGUCGGACAAACAGUCAGCAUCCCCACACUGCAUGGAGACGCAGAAUGCUUUGAGUUAAUGCUUCUCUAUGAGCAAUAUUGAGCUCUACUACAAACCAUUCUCAGUGAGACAGGUGAAGUAGAGCAGCUGGCCCCUCUUCUCAUUGACUGCUGUAAAAUCAGCAUAUCUGCCUGAUGUUGGACUGUUAUUUGCUGCCAUUCUCUGACCUAUCAGUCAGCAACUGAACUGUGAAUUGUUAAAAUAUUGUUAAGGAUUAGGUAUUUAGUUUGCACUAGAUGUAUUAACUGUAUUGUAGUGUGGCACAUGUAUGGGAUAAAAUGUAUUACUUGGAUUGGGCUAAGGGUUGUAUGUUAAAUCUGCAGAUGGUAGCAUUAUUGUAUAACAUAUUAAAAUGUGUAUCAAUGAAGGAUUGUAUUUCUUAAAUACUAGGGGAGUUAUGGCAUUGGUAUAGAUUGUAUAAAGUUUACACUGAGAGUCCAUUUUAUAGAAUUGCUGCUGCAUUUCAGUUCAGAGGCUGUGUGCACACUGUACAGUGAUAAUAAAGUUACAUCUGAACUUUAAAUGGCUGCCUUACACAUAGCAAAAAUUGGGGCUACAAUCAAACUGACUAGAGCAGAUUUGGAAUGUUUUUUUUUAUUUAUUUUUUUCCUUCAAUUUAACCGUUCACAUUUUAAUAUUGCUACGAUUUUGUAGUUUAACAAAUAACCCUGAGGAUUUCUGUUCAGGUUUUGAUGAUCUGUCUAUUCUUAAAAGACCUCCACCUCUCAAAGGCACAGUGAGGCCUCUCUGUGUGCAGACAGACUAAAAUAACUUUUCAUGCACCUGUGCUAAUGCAGCAAUAUUUAUGAUCGUGUCUGUCUCAAUGACCUAGCACUGCUCACAUGUCGCAGAAUCUCCCUGGCACACACUUGCUUUUGUUUUAUUCAUUUGACAACCCGCUUUUUGUUGAUCAUCGAGCAGACGAAAUGUGUGAAAAGAGCUAUUCAGUGCAAAGGGGAAGUUUAUCUGUUUGAGAGAACAUGUCUGAAUGCUUUCUUUUCUUAUCUCUCUACAGUUUGCUGCCCUGCAAGAGAACCUCGAUGUAUAUCUUGGAUUGCAGCAAUGCAUAGUCACAAAUGGAGCAGGUAUGCCUUGCUUAUUUUUCCUUCUCCUUCACUGUGCUCAGAAAUAAAGCAGUUUAUCGGACCGUCAUGGGCACAGCAACGUUUCCACCUCCACCAAGGUUUUUGUCAGGCUUGACAAAGCCCUCAUUGAACCCAGUGUGUGCCUGAGGUUCUUUCCUAAAUAUGUACCAUAUGCAUGGGUUGUGCUGACCCUGACUCGGUAAAGAACCCUGUUCUCGGGAUGAAUGCAAUCCCUUUUUUAUUUUUAUUUUUUUUCAUAUAUAUUUUAGUGAGUCGGCUUUAAUUGAUAAGUGACUUGCAAAAGUUAGGUUUAACUUUGUUUCAUUUUAUUUAAAUUUUUUUUAAAGUUAUUUUAUUAGAACGCCACUACUUUGGCCUAAAUAUUUCAUGCUGGUAGCCAGUUGUUAAUGAAGAAUCCUGCCUUUUUCUUCUGUAAUACAGUUACAGGUCCCAUGGGUUAUCUUUACUAAUGAAUGACCAUGAUCGGCUGUUUGUGUUGAGCCCUAGCUUGGAAGACACAUUAGCUAAGAAGUACAAGAUGCCAAAUAAAAAUAAUGAAACGGACAGUCGCCAUGUCUAGAGGUCUAAAUGACCAUUUUGCAGGGGAAAUGGGAUCUUGUUGCAGUCCCCAGAGCUCUCUUGUAUCGUGUAAACUCCAAAGAUAGCAGUGGAUGUGCAAUUUGGAGCUCUGAUCCACCGCCCUGACAAUUGAAUCAUUUAUUCAUAUCGGCUGCAUUUUUAGAGCGAUAAAAUGCAUAUAUCUAUCUUUUCUUCACUGGUUUAUUUUUAGAGUUUGGAUGCUUAUAAUAUUGAAUUAAAUAAGAUCUUGCAUCGUCCUCCUUGACUUUUAUUGUCUGCCUGUUCUGAAGAGCAGCAGAGUGUUUUGGGAAAACAGACAUUGAGUACCCCCCAAUCCUACCAUUUAAAAUAAAAAUGGGAUAAAAAAACUUGGCAAGGAGACCAGCUAGGUGUUUGUCCAGCUUGGAUUAGUCACCUCUUUAGCAUUUAAAGAGUUAUCCCCAAAACCCUCCAUACACAGUAUUCACAAGUUUUUGCUUCCAAAGAGGCAUAUGCUGACGCCUUUCUAGAUUAAUGAUUGUGUCAUGGGAAGACUGGCCAUCUGGGCAGAAGGGCAGGCACAAAGGGAUAGCUAUAUCCAGAUGGAGCGCCACAUAUUGGAUUAAUCACAUGUCCCAAGAAUGUCCUCUAUGUGAAUGUCAAGGGAUAGGGUUUCUAGAAGUCAUGUAACAUCCCUGCACUCCUAUUACUGCUUCGUGCUGCCCUCUAGUAUGUAGCAUUCAUGCAUUGCAGGAGAGAAACCUGCUAAAAGCAAGAUCAUUUGGGAUUCCUCCAUUUGAUUGCUGUUACUUCCAGCAUAUGAAUACUACAUUCCCUCUCCUCUUCAUGAGAUGUUCAUUAGCAUGACGAAGAUUGUGUCAAAGUAAAACCAAGGGAAUAUGACCACCAGCAUCAGUAGUCCUAAAUAAUUAGUGAGAGAGAAUCUCUUGUUUAACUGUUAAUCGCAUUGAGGAAAUAUGAAUAAAAAUCUAGGAUUGUGUGUAUAUAUGUAUUAAAUAGAUUUUUGUAAUGUCAUUAAGAUAAAUGUUUCCUCUGUGAUUGGGUAAAGCAUUGACCCUCCAUAAUCUAGGUGUAAUCUGCCCCCAAUCUCCCACAGACCAGCGUCUGAAUGUAACAGCUGAAAAUGACUGUCGGAGAUUACACUGCUCCCUGCGAGACCUCAGCUCCCUUUUACAGGCAGUCGGGAGACUUGCAGAGUAUUUUAUUGGCGAUGUGUUUGAGGCCCGUUUCAACGAUGCUCUGACCGUAGUUGAAAGGUAAUAAAACCUCUCGCUUCAUUACAAAAUGUUAGGUUUUCAUACUGUAGUGAUCACUUUGCCAUUUUUCUAUUCAUUUAUUUUGAGGGAAGCUUGUAAAUAGAAUUGUUCAGUCAUUAAGAUAUAGAGAAAACAGACGUCAUUUUAUAUGGGACACCAGCUCCGCAAUGGCUGCAGUCUGUUCAUAGAGUAGCAUUGAAUGCAAACAUUUGGUCUGGUUGACAGAUGCGAGGUAUUACCAGGGAGGGUCUAUAAAGGUUUUGAUUUCACUUAAAUGAACACUCAUACUUUAAAAAAAAAAAAAAAACCACUGGGGAACUUGCUGUUAAACUCUAAAGCCUUUUUAGGUGUUCCUAUUUAAAUAAACAAAAUCAUUUUAUCUUUACUUUUACCCUUCAUAAAGCCUGAGAUCAGAUACUGAUUUUAAAUCCUAUAUUCCGGAGUACAGGUAUUCAAUAUUUCUGAAGUAGCUGAUCUAGAUCGCCCUUCUGAGUAAUUAUCUAUGUGCCUGCUGCCAUACAGACUGUCUGUCUGACAGCAAGUACUGAGGUCACUCUAUAGUCUGGCCACGGAUAAGAAACUGUGUGCACUUUAAUGAAGAGACUGACUCUAAUUAAAUUGAACUAUCCCUUUUUAAAAUCCAGGAGACAUCCUCAACAAAACUUUUGUGUACGCACAACCAUUCUGUUCCUUAUUAAAGAACCAAAUAAUUAACUGAAUACAUUUUUUUUAUUUUAUUUUUUUUUUAAAUUGGCUGAACACUUCUAAGUAGACUGAUUAUGUAUAUGAUUAAACAUAUAGAAAAAGGAAACCCUUCUCCAGGGUUUAAAUGAACACUAUAGCAUUAGAAAUAAAGGUUUAUUCCUAACACUAUAGUGUCCUAGUCACCGUUCAGAUGAAGGCUCCUGCUGCUAGGAUUAAAAUGGAAAAUCUACUUAUUUUAUUUUUUUUCAUUUCUCACCGGAAGCACCUCCUCUUUAGCGGAGAUCAUGAUCACUGAUCUCUUUCCCCUAGGAAAGUAUUGGUAGGCUAGUGCUCAGUGCUUUAAGGGAACACUACGGCACAUUUUAGAACAGUUUGACUUCUUACCAGGGGUCCGCUGAGCACUGCUGCCCUCCUCUACUACAUCCAGGAGAGAGCCAAAAGCUCCCACUUAAGGAGCAUCUGCUGAUCACUCCUCGCACCAUAACCACUACAGUUCAGUUGGUCCUGGUACAUCCAGGGCACCCGUUGCAUUGAGGCCUAUGUGGUAACCUAAAAUGAACUUCUCUCUUUUUUUUUUUUUUUUUUCUUUAAAUAGAAGCAGGCCUUAAAAUAAAGUCUUCUCCCAAUCAAAUCCUAACGUGCUUCACUGGCCAUGGAUACUUUCUGCCCUGCAUCUUUUGACAUAGUGGGUCAGUGAAAAGGUGGUCAGAGUGUCAGUGAGACGUAUUCUGUACGGCAGCCUGGCCAAAUGCAAGCACCUAUCAUAAAAAUCCUGUCAAACUAAAGAAUCCCUUCAUUUAGCUUGCUGAUGUGCUUUGUGCCAGGAUAUGCUCAUUUUAAUUGCAGUUUAUAUAAGUGUUCAUCUCUAUAUGAAAUCUGCACAUUUAUAAUUAGAGAGACAUGUCUGACAGCUAGGGAGGUUAUUUUCCUAAUUUAAGUUAGCUCCGUGCCUCCCCGCUCUGCUUAGAGCUCUGUAGCAAUUUCUGUUUGUCUGCAUAGGAAAUAUGUCAGGGCUUUUUCCCAUUAUUAUAUUUAACUUUGAGUCCACUAAGAGGAAGCUAUACUUUCCUCUCAAGCCAGUCCAUACAUGGGAAGCUAGAGUGCUCCUUAAUCCAUUGUGUUCUGUGCAAGAUCUCAUCUGUAAAUAGGAGAAGGCCUAGCUUGUGAAAGAGGAGGCGCUCCAUGUAAAAGUUGUAUGGUGGACUUACUGUGAGUUCUCUCCUCUUUAGGUUGGUGAAGGUCACUUUAUAUGGCUCUCAGAUCAAACUGUACAAUAUGGAGACCGCUGUACCAUCGGUAUUGAAGCCAGACCUUGUUGAUGUGUAAGUAGUCCUGGCCUGCCUGCAGGUGACCUUUCUGUCUGACCAUGUGACUGCUAAGUGGGACACAAACGUUCUGUGUUUAUGUUCUGUAGAUCAACAUCUGUUGCUUCGUUCUUGGGUUUUGUUAGUUGUUUUUGACGAAGUGCAACGAAAGGGUAUAUUGAGAUUUUGUUAAAACUGGGGGCAUGAGUUUUGUUUUGGGAAACUCUGUAAGUAGAAUUUUUAUUCUAUAACUUCUGUUAACUUGUCAUUUUAAUGCCUCUUUUCUGUCGAAUUCCUAUUUAUGACAAGUUCAUUCUUUUUGCAAUGCUUUAUAGAUUGUCUGCACCGCAGCGCCAUACCCUUGGUUAAUUCACGGUAUGCAGAUUUAUAAAGAGGCAAUGCUGGUAACUUAAAGAAAAAACAAAUUGAAUUUGCAAAGUUUAGGGUCGCAUUUCAACUUGUUUUUAUUUCUAGGGAAGUAAAGUUUAUUUAAACAGACAAACAAUCCACUUAUUGAUCAAGUGAGUUUCAUUCUAUAAAUGCCGCCUUCUUCCCACUGCAUCAAUGUGAGCACAAAGCCAGUCUAUAGACCUUGAGUGUUCUUCCUUACAGGCAUGCCCAGUCUUUGGCAGCACUGCAGGCUUACUCCCAUUGGCUGGCACGUUUUUACAGCGAGGUUCAGCGCCAGAACCCAGAGCAAUUUAUGUCCAUUAUCUCCACGGCAAUGGAGGCUUUGCCUCCCCUCAUCAGCACCAAGGUAAGUGCCUGCAUUAAGGUGAUCACACACAGAGCUCCGAUAUCCAGUCUGUCUGCCGAGACCUCAUACCCAUUUCUGCUCUUCAAGGUACAAGAGAAGCUGCUGCUCUCUGCCUGCCAUUUGCUUGUGUCCAUUGCCACAACGGUGAGGCCUGUGUUUCUUAUCAACAUUCCUGCCGUCCAGAAAGUGUUCAGCCGCGUCACAGACAGUUCAGCACAGCGAUUACCGGAGGAGGUAAGGACAUUGGGACACAGCUGCAGAAUUCUGGUCUUCACACACCUAGGCUUGAAGCAUGCAUUAUUUUAACUAUAUUGUUCUAUUCUUCCAAAGAGGGUUUAAUGUCUUUGUUUUAUGGAAUAUAAACCUCUGUUUACUCUUUGCCUCUGAUAAAGUGUAAAGAGGUUGGAAAUGAGGCAAUGCAGUCAUUGUCUCUCAAACUCAAUGUAGAUAUUGUAAAAUGUGACUUAAAUGUUUUUUGGGUUUUUUUGUUUGUUUUUUUUACACAAAUCUUAGAAUUGCCAGAUACGAUUUUGACGAAAGUGAAUAAUACAUAUAAAUUGAGACGUAGUGUGCCAUAACAAGUGUAUUCCUUUCUGAACGUGAGUGUUUCUCAGGUUUUCAGACAUCUGCUUCUUAAUAACCUUUUUAUUUUAUGUACCAGGCCCAAGUGCUGCUAUGUCGAGCCCUCUCCAAUGUUCUACUCCUCCCCUGGCCCAAUGUUCCUGAAACUGAACAGCAGUGGGUCGAACGCUCCAACCAUCAUACCAACCUGCUAAGUGCUCUGACCAGAGAGUACCGGCUGCUAAAGGGCAGUGCACCUCCAACACGAAAGGGUCAGAUCGAGGCCAGUAAGUGUGACCUCCACACAUCCUCACAUUAUCCUAAUUUUAGUAUUUACACUUUCACAUUAUGUAUUGGCGGUGUGCUCAAACCUCUGUCUCGCUGCCAGGGGGCCUUCUUUCACUUUGGCUCGAGAUCCACUCAAAAUCCCUCCUCUUAGUCUUAGGGGUAUGUUCAGUAAACACUGAAUUGGAGGUUUAAGGCUAAAAUGUCAUAUUGUGGCCAACUGAGCCACAUUUUUCAAAAUCUGUUAUUUAAGUCUACUUUUUUUUCUUCAAUUCUGUGUGAACCCCUGGGUGUGAUGUUUCCCACAAUUAAAUUUAUGCAAUGUGUAAAUUAAGACUGGCUUUAGAAGCCAAUAUGUAGUUGAAAGACUAAGACAUGCUGAGUCAUUUUAUAGGCUCAAUUUAUGACUUUUAAAUCACAGGUUUUCAAUGUUGGAGCUUUUUUUUUCUCCUGUUGUCCAUGCUUAACUUGAUCCUAUUAUUCUCCCCAGCAAAACGUGUCAUCUGUCAGACCCUUAGUGUAUUGAGGGACAUCGUGGAGAAUAUAUCUGGUGAGGGCACUAAAUCCCGGCAGAUCUGUUACCAGUCCAUACAGGAGGCUGCUCAGCUCUCUCUUGCCCUUUUUCCGGUUUACAUCCACCAAUCUGGUAAGCUGCAUUCCAGUACCUCUCUGGGCCUUUUGUUAUUGGAGUGUGUGAUAUGAUGGCUUAGAACAUGAACUCAAGUUUGAUUUAUUUUCAUACUUAAUCUGCUCUGCCUCUAUUCGUAUCCUGGUUAUUUUAAGAGGGUUUAGCUUUGUUUUAGGUAGUCAGCUUUUUUUUUUUUUUUUUUUUUUUUUUCACUAUCUUUACAUUGUCCUUGUUGAGCGUAAUCCAUUUCAAAAGACCACCAGCUAAUAUCAGGGCCGUCUUUAAUAACGAAUGGACCCUGGGCAAGUGUUUGCUUGGGCCCCCUGUGCCCUGCCGCUCUCGCCCCUCACUCCCUGGUAUGCAAUCACGGCAUCCAUCCCAACGCAGUGGCAGUACUAAAGUAGAAUGAAUUUUAUUGGGACCCCCAAUUGCAAGGUUGGACUAAAGGUAGAACCCCAUCUGUCGUGCAACUCCAACAAUGCUUUGACAGCUGGCACUCUACCAAUUUCCCAUGCUUGCAGGGUUGUAUUUAGCACUGAGCCAUGUUUGUAUGUUUGAAUGUGAGCAUGUGUUUGUAUGGAGUAUGUUUGUGUGAAUGUGUUUGUAUGUGGUACUGGAGUUUGAAUACAAGUGUGCAUUUAUGUGUAGUGUUUGUUUUUGAAUGUAGGAGUGUGCUUGUAUGUAGUGUUGACGUUUCAAUGCAGGAGUGUGUUUUAUAUGUAGUGUUGAAGUUUGAAUGAAGGGGUGUAUUGUAUUUAAAGUUGCGGCUCAGAUGCACAGGUACACACUCUGACGCACAAGCAGAUACACAGAUACAUACACUGACUACAUACAGAUAAACGGGCACAUACACUGACAGCCACACUGACACAGGUACAUAUAUUGACACACACACAGACACAUACACUGGUAGAUGUACUGACAGACAUACUGACACAGGCACAUAUACAGACAUACUGACACACAGACACAUAUACCGACAUACUGACACACAGACACAUAUACCGACAUACUGACACACACACACAGACACAUACACUGAUCAACAUACUGACACACAUACACUGACAGAAAUACUGACACCCACACACUGACAGAUAUACUGACACCCACAUACACUGAGAAAUACUGACACACACACAGACUGAUAUACUGACACACACACACACACAGACAUACUGGCACACAGACAGAUAUACUGACACAUGCAUACACACAGACAUACUGGCACACAGACAGAUAUACUGACACAUGCAUACACAUGCACUAACAGACAUACUGACGCACUGACAGACAUACUGACACAUACACAUACUGACACACAGAUAUACACACACAUAUAUACUGACAGACAGACAGACAUACUAACACACAGACAUACUAACACACAGACAUACUAACACACAGACAUACUAACACACAGACAUACUAACACACACAGACAUACUAACACACACAGACACUAACACACACAGACACUAACACACACAGACACUAACACACACAGACACUAACACACACAGACACUAACACACACACACUAACACACACACUUUUUUUUUUUUAAAUGUAAUCCCCCCAGCCUCCUUACCUUUUGGAGUGCUGGGGGGAUUCCCUGGGGUCCAGUGGUGCUGCUGGGCUCCUGGGCUGGUGGCCGUCAGAAGGGAUGCAUGAGCACUCCACUGCCUCUUCAGCUCCCUCACACAGAUGCCGGCGCCGGAAGAUGACGUCAUCUUCCGGCUCCGGCAUCAGUGCGGUGCGCGAGGGAGCUGAAGAGGAAGCGCUGAGUGCUCCCUCGCGCGCCCGCCUUCCUGCCCGACCGGCCACCCGCCCGCCGGGCUCAGCGGGGCCCACGGGGCAGGUGCCUCGGGCCCCCCAAGAGAAACUGGGCCCGGGGCAGCUGCCCCGUUUGCCCCGCGUUAAAGACGGCCCUGGCUAAUAUUGAUCUAGCACUGUCUGCACCCAAGUGGGUAAACGAGGACUGCAUGUUGGAGUAAUCCAAAACCCUACAGUGCCAGUGUGAGGGCCAGUUAGCAGUCUAGCUUUGGAACUACAUCUCCUGUGAUGCCUCUCUACAUACAAUAGUGUGUCUGGGUGACCAGAGGAUCACAGGUGUUCAGGUUUUUAUGUAACAGAAGAGAUGCAUUUUGGCGAGCUCUGAGCUUAAGACCAUUAGAUCAGUUGAAAUCUGCCACCAUAAACAAGGUGGUAGUGAUUGAGACCAUCUGACCUAGAGCAGAGGGGGCACCAACAGGCGCCUUGCCAGUUCUUGCUGAAAUCAGUGUGUUGGAAUAAUCGACUAUGCAUUAGCCAGUGUGCGGGAAGAUUGCAGGAAUUCUAGUCCUUUAACAGCUGCUGUACUACCUGUUGGUUACCAAUGGUCUAGAACACAAAUAUGGUUUAACUUUAACUUACUGUGUAUUAUAUUUGUCAAAAGCAUGAGAAGAAGAUCAUUUAAAGAGGCUUGGAACAUAAUAGUUCUCAAAGCACCCACAAAAAAGCUAUUGCAAUAAGACUCCGUGUGUAGGAUUUACCGGUGUAGGUGGAUUCAACCCUUUAUUGUAAAUCUAUUUAUUGGGGAUCAAGAGCCCACUGCUCUAAAACCUAAUUUAAAGUUGAAAUUUCCAAAACAUUUCUCAGGUUCUAACCACUCAUUCUGUUUAAAAGUGCAUCUAUAACAAUGGUUGCCCAGGCUCAUAAAAGAUCAAAUUUGUAUUUGGUAAUUAAAGAAGACCCUAGCGUUUGGUAUCUCAAUGUGUCAGCGUCCAUAGUGAGCGUUGCUAGCGUGCAGAUUAAUGGUGUUUGUCUAUGUGGAAGCUGUGUGGAACCUUCACUAGCCAUUCAGAAACAUCCCACAGAAGAAUGCGAGUGUUUCGAAUACAGUUCCUUCUGAAACCAUAUAUUGUCUGAACGAAAUGGCUCAAGUCAUGAAUGUUAAAAUGUUCUAUUUCUUUUCUUUCUGUUAAGAUGUGACAGAAGAAAUGCUCAGCUUCUUCCUAGCCCUGUUCCAGGGACUGCGCGUGCAGAUGGGAGCGCCGUUCACAGAGCAAAUCAUCCAGACCUUUCUUAAUAUGUUCACAAGGUAACCAUAUAGUGUGUGUGGAUUUGAAGAGGUGACCUUAAUGAGAACGUGAAGCCUACUUCCUUUCAAAUUAAGAUGAUUUUAUGUAGGCGCUGAACUGACAAUGUUUCAGUCUAGUGCUAAAGAUAAUCUCUGUAACAACCAAGUGGUCACUGGAGAUUGUCCAUCCUAAUGAGGUGGGGUAGGGGGCACUGCCAAACGCCACACUGGCCAAUCAGCAUCUUCUCAUAGAUGCAUUGAAUCAAUGCAUCUCUAUGGGGAAAGUUCAGUGUCUGCAUGCAAAGGGGGGAGACAGAGAACGUAACUGUGCAGCAGGAAGCAUCUCUAGUAACAAUCUAAGGAGUGGCCAGUAGAGGUAUCCCUAGCCUGUAAUGUAAACACUUGACAAAGACCUUUUGGGGUCAAAACAUUGCUGUUGUGGUUCUCAAUAAAGUGCCUCUCUUGAACCAAGGAGUGCCUGGACCCCCUUUUUUAUUUUUGUAAUAUAAACACUGUCUAUUCAGAGAAAAUGCAAACAGCCUGCUGUAGUUGUUUUGGUGACUAUAGUGGCCCUUUAAGCAUAUCCACAUUCUAAAUACAUGUUCCCCUGAAUAUGGGGGGGGGGUGGAGGGGAGAUUUCCCUAUUGAUUCAUUAUUUUCAGUCACAUGAAUGAUUUAGCCAAUAUCACAGUGCUCAGAAUACCUGAUCCUAUUUGACAUUGCUAUAUACUCUCAGGAUACAGAGCCUCCAUGCCAGUCUGACUGUAUACCUUGAAGGCAUUGCUUAAUUUCUCUCUGAAUGGUCUCAUGUGCAGUGUCCGUAAUUGUUUGUUUUUCCCUGCAGGGAACAGCUGGCAGAGAGUAUUCUGCAGGAAGGCAGUGCCGGGUGCCAUGUGGUAGAGAAAUUCUUGAAGAUACUUCAAGUGGUCGUGCAGGAACCCGGGCAGGCUUUAAAACCGUUUUUACCCAGCAUCCUGUCACUCUGCAUGGAACAACUGUACCCUAUAAUUGCAGAGGUAUGGAAGGGGAGGAUUCUGGUCUAAGCACGUGUCCACAAAUACCAGGUUAAGGUAGCGGUUAUUUUCUGGUGACCACAGUAAAUGUGCACAAUUCAUUACAAAUGUUUCACCAGGCUGAGGUUUUGUCCCUUAUAACCAAAGCCGUGUACAGUCUCCCUCCGCUUCCAGUUCACAAUGUGAGAUGGAUCCUUAAGAUGUUGAAAUUACUCUGUAUGGUAGAUAUCUCUGUAGAUGUGUGUGCACAGACUUAGUCUGGUCUUUAUUUUGUGCAUAGCAGCCAGAGACGUUCUGUUGAGGGUUAAGAUGGUGUUUUAAAGGAGUCCUGUCACAUAUUGGUAGGAACAAAACACGUCACAUUAGAAAGCUAACUACUAUAUGUCUGUUAUUUUUUUUUAUUUUUUUUUCUAUAAAAAAGACGUAUAAAGAUGCCGAGAACAGUAGUAAACAGUAUUAAACUGAUGUAUAAAGAUGCCAAGAACAGUAUUGAAUGUUGUACAACAUGUAAUAAUUGCAAGCGGAAACGAUCUCGAGCUAUUAGACGCUAUGUACAGGAUGUAAACUCUUAAAAUCGAAAUAUCGUGAACAGUACUUGAUGUGCAUACUUGACCCUACCCUCUUUCAUUCUAUACCCCAAGUGUGAUUUUAAAAUAUUCCAUAACUCAGUGAUUUUACAUUAUUCAUCAUAGCUAGUUUCUAUAAUGCUAUAUUAACUCAUAAAAAUGUGCAAUGUUAGUAAGCCAUAUGAAUGUUUCUCUAUGUCUACUAUAAAGCCUGCACCAGCUGUUGUGGCAAUGCAAGCAUACCUGUAUAUUCUAUGCACAACCAAAAUAAAGAAUUAAAAAAAGAUGGUGUUUUAACGUAGUGCCACACUGAUCUAACGUUUACAGUACAAAGCUUGUGCAGUUCCUUAUCCAUUUGUAUACUUUUUUUUUUUUUUUUAUAUGACAUUUCUGCAUCUUUCCAUCCUUUUCAGCGCCCCUCCCCCGAUGUAAAAGCGGAGCUCUUUGAGCUGCUGUUCCAGUUGCUGCACAAUAACUGGAGGUAUUUCUUCCGCUCCUCCAUCCUGGACAGCGUUAACAGAGAUGCAGGCGAUGAACCAAUGGAGAACCAGGCGCAGUUUGUUGUAGUCAUGCAGGUGGGUGAUAUAACAAUAAUGAAGGGGUAGGCAACCUUCGGCACUCCACAUGCUUAGCCAUCAUGGCUGUAAGAGCGUGACGGGAGAUGUAAUCCACAACACCAGAAGUGCUAAAGGUUGUCUUCACCUGCCAGUUCACAUGCCUCAUCGUUGCUAUAUCUUUAAAGCAACAAUAAACUGCUGUAAUUAGUAAACAAAACCACAAGGUAGAACAAAUACUGGAGAGUCGCUGACCCAAGCUGUCCUCCUAUAGCUGUUACACCUUUUUGUUUUCUUUCCAGGUGCUGUCCUUUUAUAUUCAGCUGUAUUUUCUUCUUUCUACCAGUAGGUGGCGCCUUUACUCUGCUAUACUGUGCAUGUGCGCUCUUCUUCUUAAUUGCUAAAGGCGUCAUUAUUAUUUUAUUUUAUAUAGCGCCAACAAAUUACGUAGCGCUGUACAAUGGGAUGUCAUGCCAUCAUGGAACCUUCUUCAUUAGAUGCUGUUCCCAGGUGCUGUUACCCUAAUAGCUUUUUAAGCCUCCAUUGUCAGUCAAGUAUCUCCUUAAAUUGGACUCCCCAUCUGGCAAUUUCAGGACCUCCACUAGUCGAGACAUAAAAUCCUCUGAUGCAAUGUUCCAUAAGCACAGCAUGGUGAGGUGAUGGUCUGUCGGAGCUGCGCGUCACUUCUGUAGAUACUGACCGGAUUUACUUCUGCCCAGCUACCUGUCUUACUGCCCAAAUGCCAAAUUCAAAUUGUAAUCCAUGACUACAUGGCAGAUUAACACCUUCUAUGACACAGUGCUUUAAUGCCUGGGGCAUUUAUUUUGUUAAGUAACGUCUGAUCGGUCAAUUAUAGUCUCUCCACGUGUUUACAUAAUAAAGACCAUGGCUUGAGACUUGAGACUAAAAGGCCUCUAACCCCUACCCAAAAUAGGACUUUUUAAAACCACUGAUUCGCCAACAUAAAUCAGAUUCUGUCCUUCUGUGUGGAACAACUUGAAAGCGGUCAUGUGCCACCUGAGCAUGGUAUUAUAUGGUUGAUAUAAACAGUGUUUUCUAUAACUUUCCCUCAAGGUGUACAAUUUAUUCAGCCUAGUGGGUCUGUCGUUAACACUCGUUGACAAACUCCCUCCCAGUAAGAGUUCCUGCUCUGUUGCCCUCCUCAUAGUUCUCCCAGAGUCCUUUGUAAAGUAAUUCUAAAAAAAGAUACACAGAGGUAAAACUUCCACUAUUCUGUUUAUUUAAUGAUAAGAAUAGAGUGCUGGAAAAUUGUUUCCAUGCUAAAUACUUCUCUGCCAGGAAAGAAUCUCAUCCCAAUUCCCUUACUGAGAUGUUUCCAUCUCACGGAACUAAAUGAUCUCUUCUAUCCGGAAUUCUUUUGCUUCCUUAUCGGGGUCAGCUGGAGGUAGCCUCUCUAGUAGGGUAAGAUACUGAACAAUCCUCAUUCAGCAUAUUUACAUUAUAUAUUUUUUGAUGUGUCAUAAAUGAUUGUAUAUGCGUUUCUAACCUCCAAUAUUGGUUUCUCUACUCAGGCAUUUGGACAAUCAUUUCUGCAACCAGACAUACAUGUGUUCAAGCAAAAUCUCUCCUACCUGGAGACCCUCAACAGCAAGCAUAAACUGUACCAUAAGGUGAGACCAGAAAUACAUAAAUAAUAUUACUGCAAUUUGUGACAUGUACUCAUUGUAAACUUGGUACUUGACACUCCUCUUGGGUUCCAUGCUGACUGUGCUAGAUUGAUUUAAGUGUUUGAGUCUCUGCCUUAUUGGAUUUCUUUACUGAUACCACGUCUCCCUCUCCACUCUAGAAGCUGUUCCGGGCAGUCAUGCUGCCUCAGUUCGUCAGUGUUCUGCUGCAGGUUCUUAUCCACAAAUCCCAUGACCUUCUGCAGGAGGAGAUUGGCAUUGCCGUCUACAACAUGGCAUCAGUGGAUUUCAGCACUUUCUUUUCCUCCUUUCUCCCUGAAUUCCUCGGCAGCUGUCAGGGCUUAGACAGUGGCCAGAAAAAUGUCCUCGCCCGCAAUUUCAAGAUGGAACGGGUAAGAGUCCUGCUCAUAUAAACACUCUCCAUUUGGAUCUAACAAUAUAAAAUGUAAUAGUAUUGCAUUAAAGGGACACUCGCUAAGCACCAAAGUCACUACAUCUUAAUGUAGUGGUUUUGGUACAAUGACCCUGGCCCUGCAGUCUGACAAAUGGAAUCAGAAUGACAGCAACUAGAGGCUCUUCCUUGUGAAGACUUUUAAUAAUUUCUAAGUCUUAACAUUUAUUUUGUUGAAAUGCUAAUUCUAAUAGAGAAACACUGGAUUUAACGCUUUCCAGAGAGAAGCAUGCGAAGGCUGAGUGCAGAGAUUGCUGUACUUACCCAGUAGCUCCCCAGACUGUUCAUUUGGAAAUAGUCACUUUGAGCUAGGAUUAUCCUUGUUAAAUACAAGACUGAUUUGGGGCCUGUCUGCUAAACCCCAAAGUGGCAUUCUAACAAUUUGUUAAUGGAACACUCCACCCGCUUGUGAAGUGCUUUAUGUGUCCAGAUAUGACCAUUUUAAUUGCAGUUUAUAAAAGUAACUACUUCUAUUUGAAAUCCACUCUUUUUUAAAUAAUUGCAGAAACGCCUUCCUUGGUGUCUAACUGGGGAGGUUGUCUUCGAAUGCACCUGCUUUCUCCUCAUUACCGUAGACUCCCUGGCUUGCCUGUUUAGCUCAAUAAACGAAAGCUUCAAGCUUGCGGCUCAGAAUCUGGGCUUUCUCAAAGAGAAAGCUUGUGAUUGGUCCUUUCCCCACAGACAAAGUCUAUUCCUGGGGGGAAAGGGGGACAGCUUGCAAAGGCUGGAGAGAUCUGUAGCUUUUGCAAGUUGCUUUUAGAUCUAUCCCCAAUGAAAAAAAUGCAAUAUGUAAAUAUGAUUGCGUUUUAAUUGUGUAACAUUAGCUUCUAUGGUUAGCUCAGCAGGUUUUACAUUCGUUUUUGUGCACAGAUUAGCCACUCCUUGUCUCACCUGGUCUUUCCUCUCUCCAUCACAGGACCUGCCUUCGUUUACGCAGAGCGUCCAUCGCCUAGUGAAUGAUCUUCGAUACUACAGACUCUGCAAUGCCAGUCUCCCUCCGGGAACUGUGAAACUGUGACAAAACCCUUCCAUUUUUUUUAUUUUUCAAAGAAUGGUCAGAUUUCCCCUUCUCUUCAUGUCGAUUGUCUUAACUCUACAGCUGUGAAGCACGCUUUUUACUUUUAUUUUAUUUUCCCCUCCAAUUUUAUUUUUGUUUUUAUAUCACUGACUUUUUAGCACAUUCUCUGACAGAUUUCAGUGCCUGCUGUGACUCUUCUCAAACCAACUCUGCCCAAACAUUUUAAUCCCUUGGUUUAUAAAAGGGGUUAAGUAAAUCUCCUUGUUUUUUUUGUUUUUUUAACUGAAAACACUUCUCAGUUUUACAAACCUUAUCGUUCCCAAAUUUCCUUAUUUGCAGAGGAAGUGGAGAGGUCUGAUUUCCCCUAAUGGACGCACACUCUGGAUUUUUUUAAAUGGACAUUUAAGCUACAUGCCUGACCCAAUUAUCUGGAGAAAGACUUUGUGUAAUGUUUUUAUAUUUUAUUUUAAUUUUUUUUUUUUUUAUCAUUCCAUUGUGAAUUGCAACAUCGCUUCCUGCGAAUUAAACUCCUGUCUUGUUUAAA
Molecule: messenger RNA, 31865 nt
Organism: Pelobates cultripes (western spadefoot toad)
Lineage: Eukaryota; Metazoa; Chordata; Amphibia; Anura; Pelobatidae
Source: the annotation of a GenBank genome assembly